Messenger RNA from Rattus norvegicus (Norway rat), 2502 nucleotides. NCBI's taxonomy places the organism in Eukaryota, Metazoa, Chordata, Mammalia, Rodentia, Muridae. The record is from RefSeq and is a predicted model, not a curated record.
AUGGAAGUAUUCUCUGUGCUUUCCUGCAAGUGGUGUACCCACUGGCAGGGGCUCCUGCUCACAGCCUCCCUUUUAACCUACUGGCACUUGCCUACCACUGCUCAAAUAACCAUUGAAUUAGUGCCACCCCAAGUGGUUGAAGGAGAAAAUGUUCUCAUACGUAUUGACAAUCUGAGAGAGAAUAAUAUAACCUUGGCCUGGUAUAGAGGAAUGAGUAUUAAAAGCCCUCAAAUUGGACAAUAUACACUGGCCACUAAUGUUACUGAGCUGGGGCCUGGUCAUAGUGGUAGAGAGACUUUGUACAGCAACGGAUCCCUGCAGAUCUACAAUGUCACCCAGGAGGAUAUAGGAUUCUACAGCCUACGGAUCAUAAACAGUCAUGCAGAAAUUGUAUCAAUAGCAUCUAUAUACCUCAACGUGUACUCCUCCCUUUUAACCUACUGGCACUUGCCUACCACUGCUCAAAUAACCAUUGAAUUAGUGCCACCCCAAGUGGUUGAAGGAGAAAAUGUUCUCAUACGUAUUGACAAUCUGAGAGAGAAUAAUAUAACCUUGGCCUGGUAUAGAGGAAUGAGUAUUAAAAGCCCUCAAAUUGGACAAUAUACACUGGCCACUAAUGUUACUGAGCUGGGGCCUGGUCACAGUGGUAGAGAGACUUUGUACAGCAACGGAUCCCUGCAGAUCUACAAUGUCACCCAGGAGGAUAUAGGAUUCUACAGCCUACGGAUCAUAAACAGUCAUGCAGAAAUUGUAUCAAUAACAUCUAUAUACCUCAACGUGUACUCACCUCUUUGGAGAUGUGAGCACCAUUCUCCCUAUGCCAAGCUCACCGUUGAAUCAGUACCACCCAGAAUUUCUGAAGGAGAAAGUGUUCUUCUACUGGUUCAUGGCCUCCCAAGGAAUCUUCUAUCUCUUUUCUGGUACAAAGGUGUGUUUGCGGUGAAGAAAUUUGAGAUCGCCAAACACAUAAAAGCCACAAAUUCAAGUGUUCCAGGGCCUGCACACAGUGGUCGAGAGACAGUAUACAGCAAUGGAUCCCUGCUGCUCCACCAAGUCACGCAGAAUGAUACUGGAUUUUAUACUCUGAGAACUAUGAGUACAGAUCUCAAAGAUGAAGUAGCACGUGUGCAGCUCCAGCUGGGCACCUCCUUUUCUACUUGCUGUAACUCUUUCCAAGUCAAGAUCGAGCCAGUUCCUCAGAGUGUUGCUGUAGGGCAAAGUGUUCUUCUAUUAGUUCAUAAUUUGCCAGAAGACUUUCAAUCAUUUUUCUGGUACAAAUCAGCAUAUAGGACAAAUACAUUCAAAAUUGCGGAACAUAAGAGAACCAUGGAUUCCACCAUCAUGGGGACUGCAUACAGUGGAAGAGAGUUGGUAUACACCAAUGGAUCCAUGCUGAUACAUCAUGUCACUGAGAAGGAUGCAGGAUUGUACAUGCUAGAAAUUUUAAGCAAAGACUUCAAAAUUGAAAAAAUCCACGUUCAACUCCAUGUAAAUACUUUGCAUCUAGCCCCUGUUUCAAACUCCAAGGAUCCUAUUUCCACUGCUCAUCCCAGUAUUGAAUCAGUGCCACCCAGGAUUGCUGAAGGGGAAAGUGUUCUUCUACUGGUUCACAAUCUCCCAAAAAAUCUUAUGUCCCUAUUUUGGUAUAAAGGGGUGUUUGCAGAGAAGAAAUUUGAGCUCACACAACACAUAAGAGCCACAAGCUCAAGCACGCAAGGGCCUGCACACAGUGGUCGAGAAACAGUGUACAGCAAUGGAUCCCUGCUGCUCCACAAUUUCACACAGAAUGAUAUCGGAUUCUAUACUCUACGAACUAUGAGUACAGAUCUCACAGAUCAAGUAGCACAUGUGCAACUCCAGCUGGACACCUCUACUUGCUGUAACCUCACCUCUGACCAACUCAAGAUUGAACCAAUACCUCAGAAUGUUGCUGUAGGGAAAAGUGUUCUUCUCCUAGUUUAUAAAGUGCCAGGAGAAAUUCAGACAUUUUUUUGGUACAAAUCAGUGUAUAGGACAGAUAAAUUUAAAAUUGCAGAAUACAGCACAGCCGUGAAAUCUACUAUCUGGGGUCUUGCACACAGCGGAAGAGAGAUGGUGCACCUGAAUGGAUCCAUGCUGAUCCAGAAUGUUACUGAGAAUGAUGCAGGAUUAUAUAUGUUAGAAAUUUUACAUAAGGACUUCAAAACUGAGAGAGCCUACGUGCAAGUUCAUGUAAAUAACCCUGUUUCAUGGCCCUUCGUGCGAGUCACUGACACCAUGGUCAGAGUACAGAGCUCAGUGGUCUUCACUUGCUUCUCAACUGACCCUGGAGUCUCCAUCCGUUGGCUCUUCAAUAAGCAGAGUCUGCAGCUUACAGGGAGGAUGACCCUGUCCCCAUCAAAGUGCAAACUCAGUAUAGAUCCUGUCAGGAGGGAGGAUGCUGGAAAGUAUCAAUGUGAGGUCUCCAACCCAGUCAGUUCAAAGACCAGUCUCCCAGUCAGUCUGACAGUGAUCGAAGAGUGA